This is a messenger RNA of Helianthus annuus (common sunflower), 687 nucleotides long. RefSeq lists its product as uncharacterized. The coding region runs from base 1 to 687 and encodes 228 amino acids. Lineage: Eukaryota; Viridiplantae; Streptophyta; Magnoliopsida; Asterales; Asteraceae. The record is from RefSeq and is a predicted model, not a curated record. Gene Ontology annotation, molecular function: zinc ion binding; nucleic acid binding. The transcript has a single exon.
AUGGUCUUCCUAAUCUUGUUCAGGAUAUUCACCGGCAGCAACCCUACCACGGUGAGACAAGCCAUUGAGCUAGCUGUAACUUUGACUGAGUCUCAAGUCAAAAAGGGUAAACUCCACCGCAAGGGUGAUAAGAAACCAUCUGACAUGACAGAGAAGAAGAAGGGAAAGAAAGCUGAAACCUCGAAGAAAUCUAAGAAGUGUAAGGCUUCCCAAAACUUUGUAGUUACUACACAACCCAACCAGAACACUCAGAACCAGCCACCACAACCACCUGCCAAGAAACAGUAUGUUGGUACUACACCUCUUUGUAAUAAGUGCAAUUGUCAUCAUCAACCACAUCUUCAGUGUCGUCUUUGCAAAAACUGUGGAAGAUAUGGCCAUUUGGCUAUCACAUGUCGCUCUCCUCCUGCUCCGAAUCAAGCGGCACAAAACCUUGCCCAACAGCCAACAAAUCCUGCACGACCUCCUUUUCCACCUGGGUCUUGCUACAAUUGUGGAGAUCUGACUCACUACAGGAACAAAUGCCCAAAGUUGGCUAAUGCGAACCCGGCUCGUGGACAAGUAUACAACAUCAAUGCCAAUGAAGCGCGUGCCGACAAUGAGGUGGUCAACGGUACGUUCUAUGUUAACAACCAACUUGCUUCUAUUCUUUUGAUUCGGGUGCCGACAAGAGUUGUGUAUCCCUAG